Messenger RNA from Habropoda laboriosa, 414 nucleotides. RefSeq names its product cytochrome b-c1 complex subunit 8 (gene UQCR-Q). The record is from RefSeq and is a predicted model, not a curated record. Gene Ontology annotation, biological process: mitochondrial electron transport, ubiquinol to cytochrome c. The transcript has 3 exons. Bases 78 to 323 code for a protein of 81 amino acids. NCBI's taxonomy places the organism in Eukaryota, Metazoa, Arthropoda, Insecta, Hymenoptera, Apidae.
AAAUACUAGGCUAGGUAUCAGUACUCUCAGUUUUGUUACGUCUCGUCUAGUGAAGUACGAAUUAUAAUUUAGUCAAAAUGGGGUUGAAAUUUGGAAAUCUUAAACGGAUGUCUGGUAUUACAUAUUUUCGCCUCAGCCCAUAUGAACAAAAAGCUUUUACUGGAAUUGUUGAUGGUGUUAAUAGAAUGGCAUUUCGAGCAAUGUCACAUUUUCUUCGAAUUGGACCCUUUUUUCUUGGAGGCUAUAUGUUAAGAGAAUGGGCAUGUGAAGAAAAUUAUAAAAUGCACCGAAAGAACCCAGAAGAUUAUGCAAAUGACGUGUAAGAAUUUAACAUUUAAAUGUGUAGAUUUAUGUAUUAUUAAAGAUAAAGUACAAUGUACAAACAGGAAUAAAACUGGAUAGUAAUUUAAGAAA